Messenger RNA from Daphnia pulex (common water flea), 3142 nucleotides. Its product is annotated as kinase suppressor of Ras 1-like. The transcript is spliced from 7 exons. Gene Ontology annotation, biological process: protein phosphorylation. The coding region runs from base 1016 to 2764 and encodes 582 amino acids. NCBI's taxonomy places the organism in Eukaryota, Metazoa, Arthropoda, Branchiopoda, Diplostraca, Daphniidae. Gene Ontology annotation, molecular function: protein kinase activity; ATP binding. The record is from RefSeq and is a predicted model, not a curated record.
CUCGUACCGAAAAUGCGAACGACAAAAGAGGAAAGUUAAAAGAGUCGCUUAUUUAUUCAGCGGCUUCUGUGCACAGUACACAAGUUCGACGUGACGCAAAAGAAGACGCUCGAGUGCCGCCCCUGUGUACAAGUUCGUGACGUUCAGGCACAUUCAACCGUAAUAAAAACAACAGCAGCAGCAGAGAGACUAGAGAGGAGAGAGAGAUGGAAGGAUGGCGGUGACGUGCGCCGCGGCUCCGAUGUCGUCUGCGUGGCGCUCAAUUCGGCACUGACGUACAGGGAACCCCCUCCUUGGCAACAGGUUGCCCUCUCUCUCUCCCUUAUAUAUAUUCCUGCGGAUAUCAUCUGAAUAAGCAAAUUCGACGCCCCGACAGCACGAUCGAUUAUAGUACCCCCCAGACGCUAUAAUAAACAUCGCCCAGUUUUCCUAUCAAAGAAUCUGAUGCUUAAAUGUAAUGUCCCUAAUAUUAUAAAGCCUCCGUUGACGCCAUAUGCGCAGUUCCAGGUAAGAUAUGACCACUGACGCCAUCCGCAUAUGAAACGUCGGUUGGACUUUGCGACUUUUGAUCCGACGUGACGCAAGUAUUUCUUUCAGGAAAAACAAAAUCAAAAAAAGGAAAAAGGAUUUGGUCAAUUCUGAAUAAAACAACGACCAGAAGCAAAAAAACUGAAAAUCUUUAUCGAGCGACGUCGCAGCAGCGAUCGUAGUCGUCGCGUGGCUAAUGGCUUUGCACCCCGACGAUGGCAUCAGCUUUGCGCUUGUGCAGAUCUUUUCUUUGAUCCCCACGACGCCGACGCCCCGGAGCCAGCAGUCGAUCCCGGGCGUAUAUAUAUCAGGGCGGACACACGCAGUUCUUGCAAGACGACUCUGUGAAUCUGCUCCCUUUUUACUCUGCUCACUGACAAUUGUUUCUCUUGUUGCCAUACUCGUAUAUACCAAACAGUCCAGAAGAGACUCUUUAUAGUGUCGACCAACUGCUCGUCCACUGGGAUUGUUGUUUCACGCGCCCAGGAUGAAAAAGUUCCACCGUUCGAGACGAAUCGAAUCGACGUCAUCGUCGUCGUCGUUCCACUUUCUGCCGUCGACCGUCAACGGCCAUUCGGGAUCCUUGUGCCAUCAAGUUCCGGCUCUGCUGGGACUCGACUCGACGACGGCCAAGAUGACCCAUGGCCAUUUGCUGCUGGCCACACCACCCGGCGCUGCCACAACAAGAAACCGAUUGGCCGGCCAUCCCAACGCCGUCGGAAUGGCAGCCGGCCGCAAUAACAACAACAGCAGCAGCAGCAGCCGGGCAGCCAACGGUUUCUACAAGCGCCUCAUGGAGUGGCUCAGCCGCAAGAAGAAGAGCCACCGGCGCUACUCGGAAGUUGUCGAUCACAACUCAUCGGCACCGCCACCACCGUCGAUGCAACACUGCUGCAGUCAGGAGUCGCUUCACGGAUUCAUGGCCGUCGCUUCGGCCGGACGCAACCAGUCGGCCCCCAUGAUUUUCGACGUUUCGCGACCCGUCCAGCGCCAGUUGAACCAUUUCAACGGGAAGGCCAACCCGAGGAUCGAAGAAACUUCGUGCCCGUCGUUUUCCUCAUCUUCUUCCUCUUCAAUGUCGCCGUCCUCUUCUUCUCUUUCGUCGUCUUCCUCCUUGUCGUCGGCCCUCCUACCUCCGCCAGCAUCGCAAUCGCCGGCCAGCCAUCAGCGGCUGCAACUGCCGGCCGUUGGGGAAUCCCGGCUGGGUUUCGAGGCCCCGCCCACCACUCCGACCUCCAGCUACAAUCAGAGUGGCAUCAUCACGACCCACUUUGACAAACAGGAGAUGCUCCUCAGCGAAGCCGACAAGGAAAUCGACGCCGAGUGGAUCAUCCCGUGGAGCGACAUCCAAUUCGGUCAGAUCAUCUCCCAGAAAGGAUCCUGCACCAUCAACCGGGGCAAAUGGCACGGUGACGUCAUCAUCCACCAGUUCAAAUUGCAAAGCGACGUCGAGGUGAGCUCCUUCUGGUCGGACGUUCAAUCCUUGUCGAAAUUGCGUCACGAGAACCUCCUGCUCUUCAUGGGCAUCGCCAUCCCGUCGUUGGGUUCCAGUUACACGAUCGUCAACAGCGCACCGCGCGGAGUCUCCGUUGCCAAUUUCCGUCUCGGACUCAAAAACGGCAAACCCGAAAGGAUCGGAAUGCGAGCGGCCGUGAGCAUUUCCAGGCAGGUGGCGCAAGCGACGGGAUACCUUCACGCCCGUGGCAUCAUCCACGGCAAACUCAAUCCGCACAACAUCUUCCUGGAAGGAGACAAUUACCGUGUGAAACUUUCCCUGUUGGAUCACGGCCUUGUCGACACGGCCUCCCUACAAAUCGGCUACGGCUGCAUCCCCAAAACGCAAGUGAGCUACUACAGUCCGGAACUGGUCCGUUCCAUGAUUGUCGAGCCGCCGGAAGUGCAUUUCACCAUCCAGAGUACCAAGUUCAGCGACGUUUACGCCUUAGGGUCUUUCAUGUACGACCUGAUUUCCGGCAGUCCACCGUUCCAUCAGGAGCAUGUCGACUCGAUCCUGUGGCGGAUCGGCAACGGCCAGACGACUAGUCUCCAAGACGUCAACUGCAACGCCCGUCUAAAGUCUUUGAUGACAUCGUGCUGGGCGUACGAUGCGGCCGAGCGUCCCAGUUGCGUCGAAGUGGUCCGUCGUCUGCAGCCGUCGGCUCUCCUCUGCAAAUCGCAUUCGUGCUCGGAGCCGGAACGAUUAAACAGGCUCGGCCAGUGCAAACUAGCGUGCUAAACCUCUAUUAAAUCCCCCCCCCUCUCUCGUACAUAUAACGUAUGUAUACCGAAAUUCACGUGAGCUCUGUGUUGUGCAUACACGAAAUAUUUGUUGUAUUCAAUACUAAUCUCCCGUGUAGCCAAAAGAAAGAAAGAAAAUCCCCCAGUACCGUCGAUUUUUCUUUUUUCUUUUCUUUUCCCCCGUUCGUGUAAUAACGACAAAUGUUUUCAACAAAGAGCAUCUACCUCCAUCCAGUACUGUAGGAAGACAUGCACAUGCAGGGUAUCGCUAUAUGUACACAUGAUUGCGAGCUGUUUCUCCUCUUAUUAUAUACUCCCCUUCUCUCUCUCUGUGUGUAAUGUACAGUCGUCCAAUAAAAAAACGUAUCCGAGAAAA